Molecule: messenger RNA, 1080 nt
Organism: Delphinapterus leucas (beluga whale)
Lineage: Eukaryota; Metazoa; Chordata; Mammalia; Artiodactyla; Monodontidae
Source: RefSeq, a predicted model, not a curated record
AUGGACCCCAGAGAAUUCUGGAGAAAGAGUGCCAAGGUCUGGCUGUGCUUGAUCCUGCUUUGUGCUGUACUUCUGGGCUUCUAUAGCAAUGUUUUCAGCCUGAUCUCCACUUGGCAGAGAGGAGAGUCUCAAAGCAGCCCUGAGGUCCACCACCUGCAGGGCCAACAGGGGCGUCUGCCAUUUAGUGAAGGUGACUGUCACCUGGACACCUGCAGGAUACCUGAAGUACCCAGGUUGGUUUACCCCAAGGCCCAGCUCCUCAAGCCCACGAGAGUGGACGUGCUGGUCAUGACUCCCUGGACAAGAUACGUGGUCUUCCUGAAGCUCUUCCUGGAGACGGCCGAGAAGCACUUCAUGGUGGGACACAAGGUCAACUACUAUGUCUUCACUGACCAGCCGGCGGCUGUGCCCCAGAUCCCCCUCCAGGAAGGGAGGCAGGUGGUGGUCCUCAAGGUCCGAAACUACAAACACUGGCAGGACAUAUCCAUGCACCGGAUGGAGAUGAUCAGCAACUUCUCCCAGCAGCGCUUCCUCCGCGAGGUCCAUUACCUGGUGUGCUUGGACGUGGACAUGAAGUUCAGUGACCACGUGGGCGUGGAGAUCCUGGCACCUCUCUUCGGGACCCUCCAUCCUGGUUUCUACGCAGGUGAUCGCCAUUCUUUCACCUAUGAACACCGACCCUUGUCUCAGGCCUACAUUCCGAGAGAUGAGGGUGAUUUUUACUAUGCGGGAGGCUUUUUUGGGGGGUCGGUCCCUGAGGUUUACCGGCUCACCAUGGCCUGUCAUCAGGCAAUGAUGGCCGACCAGGCCAACGGCAUCGAGGCUGUGUGGCACGAUGAGAGCCACCUGAACAGGUACCUGCUGUACCACAAGCCCAGCAAGGUGCUGUCCCCCGAGUACCUGUGGGACGAGCAGAUGCUGCAGAGACCGCCUUUACUCAGGAAACUUCGAUACGUGGCUGUGCCCAAGAACCACGCAGAGAUUCGGAACCGAUGAGAACGUACUUCCCAAGAGCCCAUGUUACCAGGCUGUAGCGCAUGUCAGUGGUUCUGCUGUCUUGAUAAGGGAUUGGCCAAAGAU